ACAGUCAAUCAAUUACAUGCAUGCAUGUAAUAGCUUUCAGAGUCGGUUGUGAGCAUUUGUGUGGUUCCAGGUUUAGACGAGGAAGAGAAGAGUUGUCCUCACUGUUUUGUGCCCACAACACUUACUACGUCUCAACAAGUCUUAAUGUUGAUUCCUUUCCUCACUCACGGAAGAAGUAAUCAUCAUCUGCAGCUAUUUGUUUCUACCAUUUUGUGACUGUGACCAGGAAAAGGAAGAGAUUACGCAGAAGAAUGACUGUAAUGGCAGGUUACGUGAUGAAGAUGACGAGCUGAAGGCGUAUAAGUCCACCACCCACUGAUCUCCACUCUCUCGAACUCACUCUUCAUCCUUUCCCUGCUUCCAGUUGCAGAGCCAUGGGAUCCAUCAAGGAGGAGCUGCAGCUGACCCCCCAGGAGGACGAGGAGGCCUGCAUGUACGCCCUCGAGCUGGCCAGCGGCCCCAUCCUGCCGAUGACCGUCAAGGCCGCCGCCGAACUCGACCUCUUCGAGAUCCUCGUCAAGGCCGGGCCGACCCCGAAGCUGAGCGCCGCCGACAUCGCCGCCCAGAUGCCCACCCAGAACCCGCAGGCGGCCGUCAUGGUGGACGGGAUCCUCCGCCUGCUCGCCGCCUACAACAUCGUCAGAUGCACCGUCGAGACCGGUGCCGACGGCAGGCCGUCGGGGAAGUACGGACCGGCGCCGGUGUGCAAGUACCUGGCCAAGAACGAGGACGGCGUGUCCAUGGUCUCUCUGGCCAUGAUGACCCUGGACAAGGUCCUCAUGGAGAGCUGGUACCACUUGAAGGACGCGGUGUUGGACGGCGGCAUCCCGUUCAACAAGGCGUACGGGAUGAUGGCGUUCGAGUACUACGGCACGGACGCCCGGUUCAACAAGGUGUUCAACGAGGGCAUGAGGAACCACUCCACCAUCAUCACCAAGAAGCUGCUCGACAUUUACUGCGGCUUCGAGGGCGUCAAGGUGCUCGUGGACGUCGGCGGCGGCGUCGGCAGCACCAUCUCCAUCAUUGUCGCCAAGCACCCUCACAUCAAGGCCAUCAACUUCGACCUCCCCCAUGUCAUCUCCGAGGCGACACCCAUCGCAGGAGUCGAGCAUACAGCCGGCGACAUGUUCGCGAGCGUUCCGAGCGGAGACGCCAUCCUGUUGAAAUGGAUCCUCCACGAUUGGAGCGACGAGCUGUGCGUGAAGAUACUGAGGAACUGUUGGAAGGCAUUGCCGGAGAAAGGAAGGGUUAUAUUGGUGGAGUGCGUCCUCCCGGUGGUUCCGGAGCCAAUGGGGCGAGGUCGGGGAAUGUUCCAUUUGGACCUCGCGAUGAUGGCUCACUUCCCGGGAGGGAAGGAGAGGACAGAGAUAGAGUACGAGAUGUUAGCAAGAGAAGCAGGCUUCUCAGGAUUCAAAGCCACUUACGUCUUCGCUAAUACUUGGGUCAUUGAGAUCGCGAAAUAGAAUGGGGAAUUAUAGUUUAAGUGCAUGCAUGUUCUAUUUCUGGAUCCUAUAUGUUGUGAUCUUAUGCACUAAUGUUCUAUCUAAAAUUAUCUCUAAAGAGAAC
Molecule: messenger RNA, 1566 nt
Organism: Musa acuminata AAA Group (dessert banana)
Lineage: Eukaryota; Viridiplantae; Streptophyta; Magnoliopsida; Zingiberales; Musaceae
Product: flavone 3'-O-methyltransferase 1-like
Exons: 3
Coding region: 375-1463 (362 amino acids)
Biological process (GO): methylation
Molecular function (GO): S-adenosylmethionine-dependent methyltransferase activity; protein dimerization activity; O-methyltransferase activity
Source: RefSeq, a predicted model, not a curated record